AUGCUCAUCGUAGGUCUAGUAAGUCUAGUAAGACGUCCAUUGGCUUUACUCAAUUUACCGCGAUCGGGACUGCUUAUAAGAAACAUAAGUAGAAUGUCUCUUCCUGCAACAGCUAAUCCAGGUUUAGCUCAAGAGACGACCUUGAAAAGACCAGCUACGGACCAGCCAGUCAAGGAAAAUGACAACAGACCUAACAAAACGAAAAAGAUAAAGCUGAGGAAAUACAAGCCUAAGAAGGUCGAUCAAACAUCUCCGCUGGGUGUACUACAGCUGGAAAUUGAAGAACUUUUGACCAAGGAAGGACUCACCAAAGAUCAAGUCGAAAAUGACAUGAUAGCUGUCCUCAAUCACAAGACCAGUGCUGGAGAGCCCGUAAGUUCGCAGUAUCACCGUGAGGUUAGUGGGGUUUCUGUUUUGCAAAUUGGUGCCAGUGGUGAUGGGCUCGCAAUAAUUGAUCACCCAACAGAAAGUGAUAAAAAGCAAGUCGUGGUAAUCCCAUUUGCUUUGCCCGGUGACAUAGUGACUAUCCGAGUAUUCAAAACGCAUACGUAUUAUGUGGAAAGCGAUCUUCUGCAAGUAACGCAUAACUCUACCUUGAGGAAAGACGAACUUAUCAAAUGUAAAUAUUUCGGGAAAUGCGCAGGUUGUCAAUUUCAGUUUUUGUCAUACGACGAGCAGCUCAGACUGAAGAGAGACACAGUUUUCAACGCUUAUAAGUAUUUUGCGCCAAAGCUCAUCGAGGGAAAUCUGGUACCGGAAAUAGGCACAACUGUACCAUCACCUAAAAUGUACGACUACAGGACAAAGUUGACCCCGCAUUUUGACAUGCCCAAAAAACUAAAAAAACUAGAGAACAGGCCGCCGCUUGGAUUCGGGCAGAAGGGCAGACCCAGCUGGCGUGACACUGACGCGGGUGGAAACAGGAGCAUCCUUGACAUCGAAGAAUGUGUUAUUGGAACCGAAAUUUUGAAUCACGGCAUGGCUAACGAGCGUAAAAAGUUUGAACGCGACUUCGAAAGUUACAAGCGCGGUGCCACUAUUUUGUUGAGAGAGAACACCCGUGUUUUAGACCCCAGCAAAGGCGUUUUAGAGCAACUGGAUGAGGCAUCUCGAGAUUUUGAAACGGGAGAGAAAACUUUUGUGGAGCUGACAGAAGACAAGCCUCUGGCCAAGACGUGCGUUACGGACUCGAGACAGGUUGUUACAGAAUACAUCAACGGCUAUACGUUUGAGUUUUCUGCGGGUGAGUUUUUCCAAAAUAACAAUAGCAUUCUGGGUAAGGUGACCGAAUAUGUUUGUGAGAAUCUUCAGAUCCAGGGUUCGAGACCCGAGGACCCGCACUAUCUAGUUGAUGCUUAUUGCGGCUCGGGAUUGUUCAGUAUCACAGCAUCGAAGGGUGUUGAUAAAGCGAUCGGCGUAGAGGUAUCCGCAGAUUCGGUGGCCUUUGCGGAAAGAAACGCACGCGCAAACGGCGUGGAAAACUGCAAAUUUGUGGUCGGGAAAGCCGAGUGCAUUUUUGCGUCUAUUGACACCCCGCAAGACCGCACAUCGGUGAUUUUGGAUCCUCCGAGGAAGGGUUGUGACGACGUUUUUCUCAAGCAGCUCGCCGUGUACAAUCCAGCUCGUAUCGUGUACAUUUCCUGCAACGUGCACUCUCAGGCUCGAGAUGUGCAAUACUUUUUGCAAGACACAGACAAUGGACCAAACUACAAGAUCGAGAGCCUACGUGGUUUCGAUUUCUUUCCACAGACUCAUCAUGUCGAAAGUGUGUGCGUGUUGACGAGAGUAUGA
Messenger RNA from Lachancea lanzarotensis, 1791 nucleotides. It is a transcript of the gene TRM2, whose product is annotated as LALA0S11e05138g1_1. The transcript has a single exon. The record is from RefSeq and is a predicted model, not a curated record. Gene Ontology annotation, molecular function: tRNA (uracil(54)-C5)-methyltransferase activity, S-adenosyl methionine-dependent. Lineage: Eukaryota; Fungi; Ascomycota; Saccharomycetes; Saccharomycetales; Saccharomycetaceae. Gene Ontology annotation, biological process: tRNA processing. The coding region runs from base 1 to 1791 and encodes 596 amino acids.